AUGGCAACUACCACGCUUACAACAUCCCUCAUCACAACCUCCACGUUGGGGGUUGAGAGCGACUACGGCGCUGACCACAACGACUUUAUUUACUUUGGUGGCCACGGCAAAGCCAUCAUGAUCGGACUCGCAGCCACUGUUGCGAUUCUCUUCUUCGUCCUUGUAUGCAUGGCGUGCUGCUGGCCGAAAGAGAAGAAGAAGAAUGACCGAGGGAGAUACGUGACAACGACCUACUGGAAUGGGGCUGGGAACAAGGAAAGAUGCUGUUGA
Alternaria atra is the source of this 270-nucleotide messenger RNA. RefSeq lists its product as uncharacterized. The record is from RefSeq and is a predicted model, not a curated record. Lineage: Eukaryota; Fungi; Ascomycota; Dothideomycetes; Pleosporales; Pleosporaceae. Bases 1 to 270 code for a protein of 89 amino acids. The transcript has a single exon.